GGCGGCUCCGCCGCGCACAGGUUCGCCCCCAUGUGGGGCGAGUUCGCGGCCCCCGUGGCCGAGGAGAAGCCUCCAGCGCCUGGCGAUGUUCACACUUUCAGCUCGCUGGAGGAACACAUGGGCAUUCCCAGACAGAGCGAUCAGAAGUACUUGCACCGACUGGCAGAGGCCACGUUUUUGCUUCAAAGGUUCCACAGGUCGCAAUUGGAAUUGAACAUCGUUAACACGUGCGGCCAACAGGGCUGUGUCAUGUACGCAGACGUGGAGAGAUACGACGAAACGCCCAUGCGAGUCACGAUCAAAGGCGACAGCGCUGCGCAGAACAAGGCCGACCACGAUUCUCUUGAGCUGGCUUCUGUCAGCGAGGGUGUGCUGGGGAUGAUCAUGGCCCUGACUGCCUGCGAGAAGAACUCCGCAAUGGUUACAAAGCUGUUGCAGACGGUCAAGAAGGCGCCGGCGAUGUGCUUGCCCAAAGGGGACUGGAGGAAAACCGAUCGGGUCGAGUAUUUCGUGCCCCGCGGUGCCUCCGUGGCGAUCGACAAGGACUUGGUGUCUUCGAUGAUCCAGCGUGGCCUGCGUUGCGUGCUGCUCAGCCGUCGCCCGCGCAUUUGGCCGCGACACCGCUGGGCUGGCGCAGAACUGGCGCUGGAUUUCUGGGGCAAGCUCGAGGCCAUCCACGGACUGGAAGGCGCGGUUGCCCUGCCCAUCGCCGACGGCGGCGGGGGCCUCGCCGUCGCGGUGGCGAACGCCCCUGCGAGCAGCAAGGCAGACGCCAAUUCUAAAGCACGGCGGGCGACCGUGCAGUGGUUGAAGUCGCAGCCCCUCUCAGAAAUGAUGCUUUUGAGGCCCGUGUUGCAGCCCUUGGUUGUGUUGAUGACUUCCCAGUUGGAGCUUUCAAGCGUGGAGUGGGGAUCCGAGCAGAGAUCCAAAGUUGCCCGCGCGAUUGCAGAGUUCGGCGAGGCCCCGCACUGCACCCGUGACUACCGUGCAUUGUUGGCGGCCGAGGGCGUGUUCGAGCAGAAGUCUCUCACAGUCGGUUUCAAUGCCCUCGUUUUCAGGUUGAUUUCUCGGCCGGGCGCGUUGGUUUACCAGCUUCAGGUGCAGCCCCACAAUAUGUUCCACUUGCAGGCUACUGAGACGACGGAGCCGGGCGGCGAGAGUGCCAGGCAGAACUCUGGCGGGGCUUGGAGGGCCUUCGUGCACAAGCACGCCAGCGGACAGGCAGGCAAAGCUGAUUUUGCAGCGCUAGCCCAGGCCUACCAGGCAGCGAAGGCAGCUGGAGGCCAGGGGUGGGAGGAGUUAGUUGAGAGAGGACGUGAAGCUACUCGUGCAUCGAAGGCGGCUGUUUACGCCCCAGGCCACUCGGCUUUCGGGAUCUCGCCCAAGCAGGCCCAGAGACACAGAGACAAAGCUUUGACUCAAGCUCGCGCGUUCAGCCCCCGGUCGAACCCAGAGCGUGCCAGCGACGCGCUGAUGGAUAGAAGCGGGGCCGUCCUUUCACUGCCAGAGGCGCUCCGCGUCGCCAGGGAGGUCAGCAACGUGAAACGCUCUGCGUAUCGGCAUCGGCAGGUUGACAUCGAUUCUGAUUUGGAUAAGUUCGACGCUGGUGUUGGUGCCACUAGCGUUAAGGACCUCCCUGCCCAGUUCCUUUUUCUUUCGGAGCACAAGGCUACCCCGAUGCCGUCUGAGAAGAGCAGCGCUUUUAUCCUGGAGCCACCGUCCCUCGAGUGGGCCAAAGCAGCGGUGUCUUGGGCUGAGCGCAAUGGUAAGUCGAAUGUAUCUGCAGCUCUUGGAAACCAGUGGGCUGAGCGUCACAAAACUAUCAUGGCCUCGGAGUGCGCCCCCAUCAGCUCCCAGCAGCCCCUCGUCACUAAAUGCAUGAGAGCUGGUUUCUGCAUUUGCACUGGCCAGGGUAAAGUUCGGGACCGAUUCAGAAAUAGUAUCUUGCGGAGUCUCAAGCGUUGCUGUCCCAUGAGGUCUGAGAUGCGCACUCUGCUCGUAGACGGUUUCAUCGUUGGCCAGUUCAUCGAGGUAGAUCUUUCUUCCGGGGAGCCUGUUGCGAUCGAGUCCGACUUCGGUCCCGUCCAGAACGGGAUUUGGAUGCACGUGUCUUUACAGUACUUGAGCCCCAUACGGCCGACGUAUUCUCUAGUGGAGAGGGCGGUUGGCCAGACUAUCCACGAGUACCCCGAUGCUAUCAGGCUCCAGGCGCCAACCUUGCUGGCGUUCCAGACGAUGGCGCUGACGCGAUGGAUGCUGAACUCUUUGGAGAGCCAGAUCCAGCGCAACACCUCCCUCCAGCCCCAGCCCGCCUGCCGCCAGGGGGUGAGGAAGGGGGUCACGGGGGCGCUGCAGGGAGUAGUGGUGAUCGCCCAGACCCGCCGCUGCCUCCACCGCCAGCUCCAAUCGUUCGUGGUGAAGUGGGCGCUGCUCUUUCUACUGGCCACUUGCCUGGUGGUGGUCGGCCAGUUGGGUUUUUUCGCAGCUUGGCUCGCGAACGGUGGCAUGUUCGAGUGCAAGGCCGACCACGCAGACCAGAUGUCGUUGCACGCCCUCACCCGUGAGGCACGGGAGGCCGCCAGGCGCCACGUGGCAACGCUCCCUGGUGGACCUGAGCUGCUGGCCUCCGAGAGGGCGAAGGCAGCAGGCGCUGGCGAGCCGCCGCGCUGCGAUAAGGCGCGCGCGGCGGCUGGCCUGCGGCAGCGCGCCCUGCGGACAACCGCCUGGUGGAGGAAGGGCGAGAUCGGCGCGGAUGAGGACAGCGGGCGCUGGCGGGCCAUCGACGCCGCGGCACCCCUGUUGGCGAUUGGCGGCCAGGGGCGGCUGCAUUCAUUCAGCAAGGCCAGCGGCGGCGCCGCCGAACGUUGCGGCGCCGCGCACAACCCGCCCGCCCGAAGCAACACCUUCGAGGACAGCCUCGCGUCCGCGGUGGAGCAGAAGGCCCAUCUCGCGUCGACCGCCCCCAUCGCUGGAGAGAGGCGCAUGGCUGAGCUGGGUGACCAGGAGCUUCGCGACCUCUGGGGCACUGCGCUGCGCGCACUUGGGUGCAUCAGCCAGGCUCGCAAGGAGCUGGCGCCCUCGGCCCGCGCGGGCAACGCGGGCGGCGACGGCGCGGCAUGGCGCGGCGCCUCGUAUUACGGAGCAGGGGGCGCGUCGAUUUUCGCCGAUGGGAGCGUGAUCCUCCUGUUCAUGGCCGCUCCAUGGUUCGUUGUACUGCGCGUGCAGGACAAGAAGUGGGCCAAGUUCCAGCCUGGCAGGCUCGGCCAGGAGGAGACCACCCUUCUGGAUGACAAGUGCCAGGAAUGCGAUACGCUGCACAACGCAGCAUGGACGCACUUGACCUGGGAGGAGCUGUGUGACCAGAAUGCGCACGACUCAGCGAUGGCAUCAGAAGUGGCCAACGCUCGGGCCGUCAUGAACAAACAGAAGGCCGCCCCGUCCGCGAAGAUCGAGCUGUCCUCCGAGACGGGUGUCUCCGCAAUUUUGACCCGUCAGUACAUCGUUGCCAGCGAGUCGGAGAUCAGGCAGGCCGCGAACUCGCAGGGCGCACAGCGCCGCACGAUCCCGAAGCAGGCUCUGGACGGCAUCCCGAAGAUAGAGGUCCCAUCCGAGGAGGACCCUUCGCGUGAUGAGACCUUGUACUGGUUCGAGAACCUUGGCGCGCCGUUCAGAGUUUUAGACGUCAGCGUGCACUUCGGUACCAAGAGGGAGGCCACCAAGCUGGACAAGAGCAACUUCUUCAGGGACGGCCAGGACGCGCAGUACACGAUAUUCUUCCACAAGAAAGACUUCAAUGAGAGGGGCAUCGAGAACCUUCUGAAGAAGGACAAGAGCAUGCACCUCAAGACCAUGUCGCACUUCAUCCGCGCGAGGCUCGGCGGUGCCAGGGACGGCGAGGAUGGCAAGGGCGGCGGCGAGAAACCCAACGCUUGUCCAGAUCAUGAUGGGAUUGAUGGUGAAGAGCUGACGGACGAUGGCACACCUCAGCAUCCCAUGCUGAAUAGGCUGAAGAGCUCCGAUUGCCUGGGUCGCCGCCCUCGUGCCAGCAGGGGUUCCAGCAGCGCUGACUUUUUGCCCGACGCGCCCUCGCGCGCCGACGGCGCGGACAGCCAGAGCGUCGGGCGCGACUCGGGUGACGACAAGAAGAGCAAGGCCAGCACCGCGGCGACGGCCGUGACCCGCAUGUCCAAGAGGAUGGCCGCGGGAGCGUCAGCCUCUCCGCAGCAAGGCAGCCCCGAGAAGUGGAAGGCGAAGAUCUCGCUGACCGCAGCCAUGGACGGGACGCAGGAUGGCAGAUCCAUUGCAGGUGCGAAGAAGGCCUUGUCAAGACUCAAGCAGGGAGAUGACGCCGCCACCAACUUGGACGCUCAGCUCCUCUCCAACUUCCUCAAGCAGGUCGCCGCCUCCGAGAACUUGCAAGCGGCCAAAAUCCCAGGCAUCCUGGAGGAGGAACUGGCCGCCAACCUCGCCAUCAUCGAGAAGGACAAGGCGGAGAUCCCCGCGUCUGUCAAGCACGCGCCCCUGACCCGUCGGAUCCAGAAGCUCUUGGGCCAGCGCUCUUACAACGAGCUCAUCGACGUGUGCAGCCCAUGGAACAUCAGCGAGGGAGCUGCGGAGUUCAACCCUCUGGCGCCCACGAUGUCGAGUGCUGGCGAUAAGCUCAUCGACAGGAUUAAGAUCUUCAACAACGUCAUCUUCGAGCGCACCAUCCUCCCUCUCUUGGGCGAGGGCCAGCCCAAGGCAGACGUCAUCGGUCGGCUGGUCUCAUUGUGCAUCGAGCAUUUCGAGAAGGUUGAUACGCUCGAGAUGGGGAACGAUGAGGUGUCUGCGUUGACCGACUGGAUGACUUGCUGGGGCUGUAUCGAGUCGCUGUUGUCUGCCGACCUGUGCCAGCACCGCAAGGACGACGUUGCGGAAGUGCAUCGCCAGAUCGGCAGCGCCUCGAGUUCGGUGGUCACGCUGGUUGCGUCCUCGCUGUCAGCGCAGACGUUCUGGGAUGCGAGGCUCCAGGCGUUCGUUUCGCACCAGCCGAAGGCGAGUGAGCUCGCGCAGAUGUGCACAGAUACCGCGGGCAGGAUCAAGGCCUUGACUGAUGAUGCUGCGACGGUAGUGCCUGAGCUGCUGGAGCUCACGGAGAGGGUAAUCACGAUGAAGGGUGCCCUCCGCCCUGGUGUGACUGGUGCUAUGCAGACCAUGCUGAAGACGAGCUACCAGGCCGUCUGGAAGAAGAUCAACAGCGGCGGCGUUGCAGAUGCCACCAUCGGCGGGGUGUUGCAAGCGUGGCAGAAGGGCGUCACGGAGUUGCAGAUAUUGUACCCGAUGGACCCUGAGGUUCACGCCAUGCACCAGGAGAGCGGCCAGAAGUUGCAGGCGAUGCAGGCCGAGAGCAAGGCCACUGACAUUCUCGACAAGAUGUCCUCGUUGUUCCCCGCGCUCGAGGAGGAUGUGGGCGCGCAGGACUGGCUCGACAAAAUCAACGCGGAUGAAGCCCGCCAGGUUUGCGCCGCCCUGGGCGAGUCCAACUCGAACGUUGCGCACUCGCCCGUCAUCGGCAAGCUGAGGUUGGCUGUCCGUGACCGGUUUUCGUGCAUCGCGCCCAUUCUCGUGACGCUGAUUGCCGGCGACACCAACCUUCGCUACGAGGACCACGUGACGUUGGCGGACGAGCUGGCGCAGCUCUGCGGGGAUCCGUGGUACACAUCGCGGGCGGAGACCUCGAAUGCCGACGCGAUCUCCCAGACGGAGGGCGCACUGGGGGCGACCGUGGAGCUCGACAGGAGCCUCAAACAGGUGGCGGGCAUCAGCUCGAUGAUCGGGGUUGAGGACUUGCCGACGGAGGUGUCGCACAUCACAAGGGUAGCAGAGAACUUGAAGAAGAAGCUGUACGAGAAGUUCCUGGGCGACAGCUUGGGGCGCCUGAUCUCGAAGACGACGGAGCUGCGCGACCUGGUCUCCGUGGAGAAUGGCGGCGUGAACUGGCUCGACGCGUUCACGGGCACCAGCUUCCAGGACGUCAUCGAGCACGCCAAGACCACGCUCAUGACGAUCGACCCGAGGGCGGUGGUCAAGCAGUUGGCGGGCAUUAAGGCCAAGCAGAAGUACACGUGGUGCGCGACGCUCGCGGGCGUUGCGCCCAACGGCGACGCGGUGGCAGCAGCGGCUUCGGAGCAGGAGGCCGCUGAGAAGGUUCGGUUCCAGGCGGUGCUCAUGCACCACUUCGGCACGAUCGCAGGCGCGGCGGAGCUGCGGCUCCAGAUCCAGGCAGAGAUCAAGGCCGAGAAGGCCGCGGCGACUAACUACAUCGCGUUGCUCCCAGGGAGCUGCAGCGGAGGGUCAAAUAUGCGCUGGUGCUCAA
Messenger RNA from Prorocentrum cordatum, 6355 nucleotides. NCBI's taxonomy places the organism in Eukaryota, Dinophyceae, Prorocentrales, Prorocentraceae. The record is from the annotation of a GenBank genome assembly.